Messenger RNA from Calidris pugnax (ruff), 1241 nucleotides. RefSeq names its product fibroblast growth factor 20 (gene FGF20). Gene Ontology annotation, biological process: regulation of cell migration; positive regulation of gene expression; fibroblast growth factor receptor signaling pathway. Gene Ontology annotation, cellular component: cytoplasm. The record is from RefSeq and is a predicted model, not a curated record. Gene Ontology annotation, molecular function: fibroblast growth factor receptor binding; growth factor activity. The transcript is spliced from 3 exons. Lineage: Eukaryota; Metazoa; Chordata; Aves; Charadriiformes; Scolopacidae. The coding region runs from base 1 to 414 and encodes 137 amino acids.
AUGCCAAUUUCUGUCGAAAUUCCCCUCCUUGUAGCUGGAGCGAUAAAAGGCGAGGGUAAUGCGUGUAUCCUUGAAUUCAUCAGUGUGGCGGUGGGACUGGUCAGUAUUAGAGGUGUCGACAGUGGCCUUUACCUUGGAAUGAACGAGAAGGGAGAACUCUAUGGCUCUGAGAAACUAACUUCUGAAUGCAUCUUCAGGGAACAGUUUGAGGAGAACUGGUACAACACUUACUCGUCCAACGUGUACAAACACGGGGAUUCGGGGCGGCGAUACUUCGUAGCACUUAACAAAGACGGUACUCCCAGAGAUGGGGCAAGGUCCAAAAGACAUCAGAAAUUCACACAUUUCUUGCCCCGGCCUGUGGAUCCUGAAAGAGUCCCAGAACUGUACAAAGAUGUGCUGGGAUACAGCUGAGGAAGGAGGCAACUUUGGAAAAAAAAAAACCAAACAAACCCAUACUGGAGCUGUUGGCCAUGGAGCUUCUGUGCUCCACGAGCACCAGCACGAGGAACCUGCAGAGGUCUAGGAUGCUGGACUGGAAGAAGGUGCUUUGUGACAGACAAGCCUCUGCUUUCCAACCUGUGGAUUUAGGAGACAAAGGCUUUAAGUGGAGUGUGGACCAGCCUCCUCCAAACUCGCUGAACUGCGUGGUCGCCCGGAACCAGAGGAAAGUGGGAGUGUGACUUUUUUUAAAAAUAACAAACUCUUGGUAAUUUUGUCUGGAUUACCCGUGGUCCAUAAAUUAACAAAGAGCUACCUUCAUUGUGUGGAUGAGACGAGCUGGAAGAAAUAGAAAGAAAUAGACUAUAAACCAGUAAUAAAUCCUGAGAACUGUAUAUGGAGUUUUAGUGGCUCCACUUCAGUGAUGGACCCUAGGUGUCGAUGUGUCAUAGUCAGAGCUGGAACUUUUCUUCAGGAUGGACCUAUUUAUACAUCUCCAGAUAGCAUAUAUUUAUUUUAUAUAUUUAUUUAUUAAAGAGUUUAUUUUUUACUGGGAUAUGAAGAGAAUACAAGCCCCUACCCCCAAUGAGAAAUCAUUUACAGUGCCAAUAUUUACUCUGAAUAGUGUCAUGAGACAGAAGUGACAUUACCUUGCAAUGCAUCCAAAAACUGAACAUUCAUAUUGCAUCGUUUAUCAGUUGCAGAUAAAGUUAUAUUUUAUGCACAUACCAUUGCCUUGUGACUGUCCUUAUUUUGGAAAGAAUGUUUAAUUAUUUUUUUUUUUGACCUAUGAGAGUGCC